CUAUAUUAAGCUGUGCAGUGCUGGUGUCAGUCACCCAUUUUACUUCAUAAUAUUAAUUUGUUUUAAAAGCUGACAUCCGACAUCUAAGCAAACGUGCUUUUGGAAAUGUGUUGAUUUAUAAACAACAAAAUGUCUAUGUUAGCUGAACCACGGCGAAAACAGAAAAUAAUCAAUCUUCGCGCAAAAAAUAAUGCGUGGAGCAAUGAUACAAAUAAGUUUGGCCAACGCAUGUUGGAGAAAAUGGGUUGGAGUGCUGGAAAAGGGUUAGGUGCAAAAGAAAAUGGAAUAGUUGAACAUGUGAUCGCUAAAUACAAGAAUGAUGACAAAGGUCUUGGUUAUGAAGAUAAAAAUGACCAGUGGACCAAGCAUGAGGACGAUUUCAAUGCUUUAUUAGCUAAUUUAUCAAAUGAUAAAGAUGAGACUAAAGAAGUUUUGCAUAGCGGAGUUUCAUUAGAAACUAAGUCAAAGAAAAGUAAAGCACGUAUACACUAUCAUAAAUUCACUCGAGGUAAAGAUUUAUCAAGGUACAGUGAGAAAGACCUAGCCAACAUCUUUGGGAAAAAAAGCUUCAAGGAAGAAACCAUUCAGGAUAUUAGCAAGGAAGAACUGGAAUCAACUGAGAAAGUGUUCACUGAAAAAGGCAGCAUGGAAGAUUAUUUUAAAUCUAAAAUGUCUGCUUUGAAGUCAAAAAAAAUAUUAAGUGAUGUGAACUGUGAUGUAAGCACUGAUUGUCCAGAUUUUGUAUUCCAAGGGUUUUCUAGUACAAAAGAAGAUGGAGCUAGUGUAAUAGAGGAAAAGGAAUCUUUAUUUUAUAACAAUUCUGAUAAAAACAAUGAACAUGUUCAUGAUGAUACAAAAGAAAGAUCAACUAAAAAAAAGAAAAAAACUAAAAGUAAAAAAGAAAUCUCUAGUCAAGAUAACAUCGAGAGGGAGGAUUUUGUUCCUCAAGGAUCCAAUGAUAGACCAGACAAAAUCUUUCCAAGUUGUGACUCCCCAAAUGAAUUGGAGGGUACAGUUUUGUUUAAAAAGAAGAACAAACGGAAAGUUUGUGAUAAUGAAGUUCAAUCUGCAGUAGAUAAAACCGAAAAUGGGGACAACAAAAAACGGUCAAAGAAAAAGGAUAAAAAAGCGGGUUUAUUAGAGGUUUCAGAACAAAUACUAACUGAAAGUAGUGUCAAAGAUAAUCCUGUGACUAAGAAAAAAAAGAAGAAAAAUAAAGAAUUAUAAAAAAUUAUUUUAUCUUUUACAUAGUAUUUCAAUUUCAAUAGCUGAUAUUUUUUUGUAAUAAUUGAGAUUUGACUCAGUUAUGAUAUACUUAAUAGUACAUUAUAUUUUGCCCUUUAAAAUAGUGAUAAUAAUGAGACUAUUAUUUAAAAUGAUGAUUGCGUUAUUACCUAGCCAUUAUAACUCUUAACCUUUUAACCAUUCAGAGUUUUGAAUAAAACGCAAUGUACCUACCGCAUACUGCAUAGCAAUAAGAGUCGUCAGGUCUCUACCAACGCGUCAUAUUUUGAAUAGCCGCCAUCUUGUUUAGGUUAGGCGUCGCCAUUUGCCAUACUGCAUACGAGUCACGGCGGGGGUAUUGCGCUUUAGUACAUUUGAGAUAUUGAAAAGUAAUUGUUAUUUUUCACAAUAUUAUCUGAUGCAAGUGUAAAUUCAAUACCUUAAAUUAUGUUAUUAUUGAGUGUGAAAACUACAUAGUGGUGCGUAAAUAUUGUAAAUUGUCAACCUGACAACGUCGCAAUGUUAUAAUGGCAAUUCUCAUUUCUCAUUAGUGACAUUUCUGUCUGAAAAUAUAAACACGUGUUGUAUUAAGCUCAAAAUAGUGAUUUAUUAUUAUACAAUUUUGCUCGAUAUAUGUUCGAAUAUUGAUAAUAUGAUCAUUAAAAACAUAGUGACACACCGCAGAACGAACUAGCGUUAUCUGGCUUGGACA
This is a messenger RNA of Pieris rapae (cabbage white), 1936 nucleotides long. Its product is annotated as PIN2/TERF1-interacting telomerase inhibitor 1. NCBI's taxonomy places the organism in Eukaryota, Metazoa, Arthropoda, Insecta, Lepidoptera, Pieridae. The record is from RefSeq and is a predicted model, not a curated record. The coding region runs from base 130 to 1227 and encodes 365 amino acids. Gene Ontology annotation, biological process: regulation of ribosome biogenesis. The transcript has 2 exons. Gene Ontology annotation, molecular function: nucleic acid binding; telomerase inhibitor activity. Gene Ontology annotation, cellular component: nucleolus.